Messenger RNA from Saccoglossus kowalevskii, 1537 nucleotides. RefSeq lists its product as uncharacterized. The record is from RefSeq and is a predicted model, not a curated record. Lineage: Eukaryota; Metazoa; Hemichordata; Enteropneusta; Harrimaniidae.
AUGGCGGCCCAGGAGGCAGAGAAGGCCGCCAAAAAGAAAUUGACUGUGUUUCUCAAUGAAAUGCUGAAAGUGGGCACAGUCAGAGGAUUCAAAUAUUUUGUUAUGUAUAUGCGAGGAAGAGAAGAAAUGAUUUGUAGGGUACAGAAUGAACCAUUGACGCCGUCUGAGAGUGAACAAAACACCCCACUGAGUUUCUCAUUCAGUGGCAGUCUCAAUGCCGCAAAUAUGCCUUUUGAUGAGGGGUCCUUGAUGUUAUCUGCAAGAACACAGAAAAGUCUAAGUGGAUUUGCAGAGAUUGAUGUGGGCCUUCCACCAGCAUCACCAGUUGAGAGGGAAAUUGCACAGUCUGACGAUAACUCCACCCUAUUCUUAAUAGCUGGCUAUGCACGCUAUGGAUGUCCAUAUGUGUGGGUUAGAUCAAACCAUGAAAGGCUUGUUAAACUGAGUGGUAAUGAAUCUUUCAACAAAGACAGUCCUUUGAAACUUAAAACAACAGCACACUGGUCAGAACGAGAAAACAAAAUCUGGGAUAUAAUGGCAGAGUUGGUGAAGAUUUGUACCUUGCCAAUUCCAAGAAAUCCAUUCGCUGUGGACAUUGAAUAUUUUGAUCAAUUACCAUUAAUGGAGCGUAUCUUAGCAACUGGUGCCAUGGCAAACUUCCUCCAAAAAGUAUUGAGCUGUAAUCCAGAUAAACCAUACAGUAGUCAUGUUGUAAAAGAUUUGGAUGAGAUUACAAAGAAACAUUUUACUGACAUGCAGACAUAUGUGCAACAACUGAAGCAGCAACCAUCCGAAGUGAUGCAGUCUCACUGUGCAGCAAAGUAUGCUCUGCAGUCGCAACAACAAACAGUAGCACAACAAUUGCAACCAGUGGUGCAGCAGCAGCAGCAAACACAACAGUCACAAUCACAGCAAUCUCAACAAGUAGUGCAACAACCAACAGAACAGCAGCAAAGUCAGUCUGUGCAAUAUAAUCUAUACAAAAGUAGUGGAGGCUUAACUAAGAGGGCACAUGCACAAUAUUAUUAAACCACAAAUUAUCCAAAUCUUCAUGCAAUAUUUUUCCUUUACAGUUUUCACCAUUUUAAUGAGUGAAUGAGUAAAACAGUAAUUUUCAUGUCAAAUGUUUCAUUAGUAUGUCUUUCAAAUUAUUCUUUCGACUGUACUGAAAUAUGUAUGUUUUGUCAAGACUCAUUUCGUUCAUUUAGUAACAAAUAAUGUACAUAUUCUAUGUGUCAGAUGCAUAAACCUAUUUUACUGAGACCCAUUUAGGCAUAUUAAAUUUUCAUGAUAAAAGUAUGGAUUUUAGGAAGAAAUGGCUUGCUACAUUUAGUAAUAAAACCUUUAUGGUUAUUCUGGUCUUCACAUUAAAAUGUUUAUUGAGUCCUUCACUUCAUUCUUAGAAGUCUGUUCAAGUAAUGUUAUUGUCAAUGUCAAGUUUUUCACGUUGCACAUACCGAGCGUAAUAAGCAGCAUAAUUUGUUUUCAAAACUUUUGAUCAAGACAUGUAAUCAACAGAAAAUUAUAUCCAUUUGGA